AUGGAGAAGGAGGACGCGGCGGCCGCCAUGGACAACAUGCACAACGGCGAGCUGUACGGCCGCGUGCUCACCGUCAACAUCGCGCAGCCGCAGAAGAUCAAAGGCGGCGAGCAGGGCUGGGCCUCGCAACCAGUGUGGGCGGACGCAGACACAUGGUUUGAGCGUCAACAGCAAGAGGAGGAGAUUCAACGGUUAAGCAAGGAGCAGAAAGCUGCUGCUGCAGCUGCUGCCAAUGCUCCAAAGGGUGGCGCUGCUGCUGAUAGAAGCAUGGAGGAGGAAGAGGAGGGGGAUGCUGUGCCUGGUGCAGCUGAUCCUAUGGCUGCUGCUGAAGCUGAGGCCAUGAACAAGACAUGA
Messenger RNA from Closterium sp. Naga37s-1, 354 nucleotides. NCBI's taxonomy places the organism in Eukaryota, Viridiplantae, Streptophyta, Zygnematophyceae, Desmidiales, Closteriaceae. The record is from the annotation of a GenBank genome assembly.